AUGAAGCGAAACCACGUCCCUUCCGCCACCAUCAGCCGCGAAUGCAUCCGGCCAAACAAGAAUAUCAACACUAACAACAAUAAUCAUAACCGCAACAACAAUAAUAAUAAUCGUAGCAUUAAUCGCCGCCGUUGUCGCUUGUCGGGUCUUAUGAGUGUGUCGUCGAUGCCGUCUGGAGUGCCGCUUGCGUGGCUCCUGGUGCUGGGCUUCGUUCUGGGGCCCCUGUCGGGAGGGGCCUGGGGCUUUGUGCUGGACGGUUCGCAAAACAGUUUUGCCCAGUUCCGGAAGUGGUACACCGGGCUGAAUGGGACGCUGGAGCUGGAAUUUAAAACUGAACAACCGAACGGGCUCGUGCUGUACACCGACGACGGGGGGACGUACGACUUUUUCGAGCUAAAACUGGUGGAGGGGGCGCUGCGGUUGCGGUACAACUUGGGUGGAGGGGCGCAGAUUAUUACCGUCGGACGCGAUCUACACGACGGGCACUGGCAUAAGGUGCAGGUCCUCCGCAACGACGAGCACACCACUCUGACGGUAGAUGGCGUAUCGCAGAGCCGCACCUCCCGAGGGAAAGAAUUUCUCUUUGGGAAGUUUGCCACCAACUCGGACGUAUUCGUCGGUGGCAUGCCCAACUGGUACAACUCCAAGCUGGCCCUGCUAGCACUGCCGAGUGUUAUCUUUGAGCCGCGCUUCCGCGGCUCGGUGCGCAAUCUGGUCUACUCCGACCAGCCGGGGGUGUCCCCAAGGAGGCAGGAAAUGCGACAACCACGGGACAUCAAGUGUGGUGAUUCACCUUGCGAUUUGACGGCGAUUCCGCGGGAAAAAGUGACAAGGGACACCUCGCACCUUCCCCAUUAUCAGCACCACCACCAGCACCAACAUCAACACCUCGAACAGCAACAUCAGCACAACUAUGAUAGUCACAGAAAAGUCCGUCCAACGAUGGCACCUGCUGCCGUUAUCAUCACUGCCACCACCGCUUCCAGUGCCGCUUCCGGGAGCGUAUUACGUGACGCACAAUUUUCCGGAGUCUAUCCGCCCAACUACGACCUGGUGCACAACUGCAUCCGGACACUGCCAACGGCCGGCGACUACAACAAGGGAACCCGCAGCAACGUAACGGAUGCCUGCGAGCGGCACGACCCCUGCCAGCACGGUGGCAUCUGCAUAUCGACCGAUUCCGGUCCAAUCUGCGAGUGCCGCAACGGAGAGUACGAGGGACCCUACUGCGAACGAGAUAAAGCCCCCUCGGAGGCAACCUUUCGCGGGACGGAGUUCCUCUCGUACGACCUGGGCCAAACUGGCGGGGAACCGAUCGUUAGCGCACAAGACGCCAUCACGCUCUACUUCCGGACCCGGCAGCCGAACGGGCUGCUGUUCUAUACAGGACACGGAACGGACUACCUGAAUUUGGCCCUCCGAGACGGUGGUGUUUCGCUGACGAUGGGCCUCUCGAACGGCAAACAAGAGAUGCAUAUCAAACCGGCUCGGGUUCGCUUCGAUGAUCACCAGUGGCACAAGGUCACUGUCCACCGACGGAUUCAAGAGAUCUCAUCAAUAACCAGCUUCUGCCGGCUGGUUGCCGUCGUGGACGAUGUCUACACCGACCAUUCGCACAUUGCCGGGAAGUUCACAAUGCUUUCGUCAUCCCGAGUCUACGUCGGUGGAGCCGUCAACCCUCGAGCCCUACUCGGCGCCCGAGUGCACAACAAUUUCGUCGGAUGUCUACGGAAGGUGGAAUUUUCGGCCGAUACUCUCCGGCUGAAUCUCAUCGAUUUGGCCCGAACGGGCUCCAAGCUGAUACAGGUGGCAGGAAGGGUGGAUUAUCAAUGCCCAAGCGGUGAUCCACAGGAUCCGGUCACCUUUACCACGCGGGAGUCAUACUUGCUCCUCCCACCAUGGGAUGUCUCUAAGCAGGGCAUGCUGUCGUUCAAGUUUCGCACAAACGAACCGAACGGGUUGAUAAUUUUGAACACCGUGAUACGACAGCCAAGGCCGGACUUCUUCGCAGUUGAACUGCUCAAUGGACACAUCUACAUCCACAUGGAGUUAGGCUCGGGAGCGGUCAAGGUACGGGCCUCCCGAAGGCGGGUAGACGACGGCGUUUGGCACGAGCUGUCGUUAAGGCGAAACGGUCGAGACGGAAAAGUGGGAGUCGAUGGCCAGUGGAAUGACUUCCGAACGCCGGGCGAUUCGACGCAGCUGGAGCUGGACAGUCCCAUGUACGUGGGCGGUAUUGGGCCUCCGUAUGCGGAUGUGGUUAUUCCUCCAGCGAUUUGGACGGCUACUCUGCGGCAGGGCUUCGUGGGGUGUUUAAGGGACCUAGUGCUGUCGGGGAAACCGGUCGAUAUAGCAGCGUACGCUAGACAGCAGGAUUCAGGAGCCAUCAAACCGUCCUGCCACAUAGUUCCGACUCAAUGCGGGGGGUCUGUAUCUCCCUGCCAAAACGGGGGCCAAUGUACGGAAGGAUGGAACCGACCGCUUUGCGACUGUUCGGCAACCCUUUUCACCGGUCCCACGUGUGGUCGUGAAUCGGCAACACUGGCCUUCAACGGUUCGCAGCACAUGGCCAUCUGGAUUGGUGGCACCCAGGGAACCCGAACACAAACCGAAGAAUUGGUUAUCCGGUUCAAAACGUCUCGCCCGGCUGGUCUCCUACUGCUCACCAGCGCCGAGACAAGUUCAUCUGACCGGCUUGAAAUCGGGCUGGUGGCUGGCCGCGUCCGGGCAAACGUCAAAUUAGGCGAACGCGAGAAGAAUCUGCUGGCUGGCCAGGGAGUUCUCAAUGACAAUAACUGGCACACGGUGAGAUUCUCCCGGCGAGCGUCCAAUCUACGACUGCAAGUUGACGGGGCACCUCCCGUCAGGGGUACGUUAUCGGAAGCAAUCCUCGGCCGGCACAGCACUCUAGAGGUGAAGUCGCUGCAUCUGGGCGGGUUGUUCCACGCCGAGGAGGAGAUCCAGAUGACAGCCGCAAUGCCGAACUUCGUCGGGCAGCUGCAAGGUUUCGUCUAUAACGGACACCGCUACAUCGAUCUUGUCAAGACGCUUGGUCCGGAACUUUCCGCGCUACCAACAACAACCUUCAAGCUGACGGCACGCUUCAUCAACUCUCCACCGGGGUCGCCGUACCUGCCAGCGACUUUCCGAUCGAAGCAUUCGUACGUUGGUUUGCCAAUGUUGAAGGCGUACUCGUCCGUGUUCAUCGAUUUCCGGUUCAAAACUCUGGAACCCAAUGGUCUGCUGUUUUACAACGGUGGCAAACGAAGCGACUUCGUAGCCGUGGAACUGGUCAACGGUCACAUCCAUUACGUAUUCGAUCUGGGUGACGGACCAAUCACAAUUCGGGACAAAGCCAGGAUUCACAUGAACGACAAUCGGUGGCACUCGGUCAGUAUUCGACGACCGGGACCCAAAACGCAUACCUUGGCGGUUGAUGAAUCCAUCGAAAUCUACACUGCCAGCGGAAACAAUAUGCACCUGGAGUUGGAAGGAAUCCUAUACGUAGGCGGUGUUUUUAAGGACAUGUACUCGCGAUUGCCGUCGAGCAUAGCUUCCCGAAAUGGUUUCGAGGGUUGCAUGGCCUCCGUGGACUUGGCCGAUACGACGCCAAGUCUGACAGAGGACGCAGUGGUGCCGAGUUCACUGGUCGUGACAGGCUGCGAAGGCCCCACCAAAUGUAGUCAGAAUGCUUGCGCCAACCGAGGGAUCUGCGUCCAGCAGUGGAAUGCGUACGCUUGCGAGUGCGACAUGACUUCGUUUACAGGACCGACCUGCUACGACGAAUCCAUAUCGUAUGAAUUCGGCACCAACAAGGGGCUGAUUCAAUACACUUUCCCACCUGGACGGCAACCUGACACGGAAGAGGACAAUGUCGCACUGGGUUUCGUAACAACUAAGUCGGACGCGGUGCUACUACGAAUCGAAAGCUUGACGACGCAGGAUUACAUCGAAAUGGAGAUCGUCGAGGGCAAUGUGUUCAUCGUGUACAAUAUAGGAUCACACGAUCUUCCCCUAGGCGAGAUCGGUGUCAAAGUAAAUGACAAUAAUUACCAUAUCGUGCGCUUCACCCGAUCCGGAGCCAACGCUACGCUCCAGAUCGACGACUACAAUGUUCAGACGUUAUUUCCUACUGGUCACCAAUCGACCAGCUUCACGUCAAUGUCGAACGUCCAGGUCGGCGGUAAGAUCUCCCGCAACGGACGCUCCCGUAUCGAGCGGCCGUUCAGCGGAGUGAUCGCCGGCCUCUCGGUAAACCGGCUACGAGUACUGGACCUGGCGGCAGAACGAGACCCCCACAUCAACAUGCGGGGCGAUGUACAAUUGGUAACUGGCGUUUUAGAUAGAAAUGACCAAAGAAUGCAGCAGACUCCGGCUAGCGGCUACCCCGGCGUCAUCGACGAUCUGAUCUUCAGCGGGGCCGGAUCCGGUUGCCGCGGAGAUGACGAAGACGAGUGUACGCCACCGUUCGAAACAGGCAGCGGAGACGACAUCAUCACACCGGUGUACGUUCCACCGACUAAGCAAACGACGGCGGCAGCGGGCGCCACUGGAGGCGGAAGCGGAGCCGGCAAAGGUAACCGAAGGAAAGACGAAGGUAAACUGUGCGAUGACGAGGACUGUAUACAUGGAUCCGGAUCCGGUGAAGUGACGGAGGUGUUCACCGCUUCGACAGCUAAGAGUUCAGAAACGAGUCCGGACGUUACGUACACCACAGUUGACUUCGACAAGAAAACCGAUGGUACAACUACGCUGACGACUCAAGGUCGGUCAGAAACGUACGCCCCAAGCGAAACGACACGGGAGAUGGAUAUGACGAGUAGUGGAACGACAAAUUACGGCACCAGUUCAGGAACCAGUGGAAGUAGCUACGGAACAACAGUAUCGAUUGGUACGACGGGUACAACGAGUGGCACGUCUAGUGGAACGAGUAGUCGAACGACGUACACUACGGGUACGACGUCGGGUUCAAGCACAUAUGGAUCGACAACGCAACAGCAGACCCCGUCUGAAACUACAAUAAGCUAUCGAGACCGCGAUCGAGAUCAUAUCCGAGAAACGACGCAACCUCAGGCGCCCACAACAACAGAAGAUGACGAGGUCAUAGAAGAUAGAGGACCCGAUGAUGAAGAUGGUACAGAAAUGCAGCCACCCAACAAAGGUCAGCGAAAGCCUCCGCCAGUAAAAGUGUCGGAGCCACCGAAUCCGGAACCAGAGCCACCUUAUAAUGCCCAUCCGCCGGCAUUCCCACCAACAAGGGUUCCGAAGCAUAAAGGUGGUCGAAUCAAUUCAGAAGCCGAAGAGCGAACUGCCAUGAUUAUUGGUAUCGUAGCGGGUGCGUUGAUCGCCGUCAUAUUGGUUAUUCUGUUAGUGCUGUGGAUCAAAUCUAAUGGAGAUCGCUCUUACAAGACAGAGCACGAUAAGAGCGGUCUUUACGGCACAGGUCCAAGUGCAGCGUUGUUGGGCGGAUCGCACACCAAUACACACAAUGCUCACUACAAUACGCAUCAACAACAGCCGCACCAUCAGCAACCUCCACAUUACAAUGGCAGUAGUGGCGGAGGAGGAGGAGGAGGCGGAGGUGGCGGUGGAAUGGGACAUCACGGAAACGGCGGUAACGUGCCAUUGAAUGGGUCUUUACGGCACCAUCACAACGGCGGAAACGGCAUGGGAGGAAGCGGGGCCAUGGGAAUGGGCAGCGGUGGCAGUGCUGCCAGUAUGGGAUACAACGGCAGUGAUCGAGGCAGUAUGCAAUCGGGAGGAAUGGGUCCACCGCAGAAACCGAAGAAUCGCAACUCCAAGGACAUCAAAGAGUGGUAUGUUUAAAUCCGCUCUCGGACGCUCUCUCACAAAUACACAUACGAAUGAACGCACUCACACGCGCAUCAGAGACGUUAUAUUUAUAAAACCUUGUUUCCGCUGUUACUGGAAAUGGAUAACACAGGCGACUCACACACUCACAAGCGCGAAGUCACCCACGGCAGACUCAUUAAUACCUAUCAUUGAUUAAUUAUAGUCGAUAAUUAAUUAAUAAUGCAAUUGUGAUGAUACAAACAAAAGAAAAAAAAAGUAAUGAUAAGACAAACACACAAACACAUACCUAUCAUUAAUCGUUAAAUUAACGGGAAAACGAACUAAACGGCGUCGGAAGAUAAAGUAUUUGGGUCAAGCAAACACAUCCAGCUAGGGUAUAAGUGAAAACUGUAAAUAGACACACAACAAGAAAAGUACACGAAUACAUCCACACAGACUAGAACGGCAAGGUAACAAGUGUGACAAAAAAAAUGAAUGCGCGUUUGUACGUGGUGUUUAGAACAUAAA
Molecule: messenger RNA, 6321 nt
Organism: Armigeres subalbatus
Lineage: Eukaryota; Metazoa; Arthropoda; Insecta; Diptera; Culicidae
Product: neurexin 1
Exons: 23
Coding region: 1-5826 (1941 amino acids)
Source: RefSeq, a predicted model, not a curated record